GUACCCAUAAUCUCCACAUCCUCCUCCUCCCACCUCUACUCCGGCCACCGGCCGCCUCCUCCCACGCUCCCCCCGCCGCCGCCGCCGCCGCCGCCGCCGCCAUCGCCACCCGCCUCCUCCUUCUAGCAGUAGUAAUAAAGGAAGGAAGAAAAUCCACCGCCCUACCCCUAUCUAUCCGUUGCCUCACGUCCGUUUCCCACAUUUUCCGCUUCCUUCGUCCAUCGCCAUCUAUUAACCCGCCCCCCCACGAUUCCUGCCGAGAAAUUUCUCCCCCCCACAGAGAGGGAGGCGAUCCCUAGCCUCGUCCUGAAUCUCGCGGCGCCGCCAAUUCGAUCUGCCCGCGCCGUCUCAGGGCGGCGAAUCUUGGGCUGGAGUCGGGGGGAGAGAUCCGGGAUCUUCCUUUUCUUGGGUGUUCCCGGGACGCAAAUCUUGCGGCCGCCGGGCAAUGUGACUGGGGUUCUUGUGGGGGGUGAGGCGAUUCGCGCGCGCAUUCGGUGCUGAAUCUUGCGGGGAUGGAGCAUGUGAUCGGGGGGAAGUUUAAGCUGGGGAGGAAGAUUGGGAGCGGAUCUUUUGGGGAGCUAUACCUUGGUGUGAAUAUACAGAGCAGCGAGGAGGUAGCCAUCAAGUUGGAAUCUGUAAAAUCAAGGCAUCCUCAGCUUCAUUAUGAGUCAAAACUAUACAUGCUUCUGCAGGGGGGAACUGGAAUUCCUCAUCUGAAGUGGUUUGGAGUGGAGGGGGAGUACAAUGUCAUGGUUAUCGAUCUUCUUGGUCCAAGUUUAGAGGACUUAUUCAACUACUGCAACAGAAAGUUUUCUCUUAAAACAGUACUUAUGCUUGCUGAUCAGAUGAUCAACAGGGUAGAGUACAUGCACACUAGGGGGUUUCUACAUCGUGAUAUCAAGCCAGACAACUUCCUUAUGGGUUUAGGCCGCAAAGCAAGCCAGGUUUAUGUCAUCGACUAUGGUCUUGCAAAGAAAUACCGGGACCUCCAAACUCAUAAGCAUAUACCUUACAGGGAGAACAAAAAUCUCACAGGAACAGCACGCUAUGCUAGUGUAAACACCCAUCUUGGAGUAGAACAAAGCAGGAGAGAUGAUUUAGAGUCUCUGGGCUAUGUGCUUAUGUAUUUCUUAAGAGGAAGCCUUCCUUGGCAAGGUCUAAAAGCUGGCACAAAAAAACAGAAAUAUGACAAAAUUAGUGAAAAGAAAAUGCUUACUCCAGUUGAGGUUCUCUGUAAAUCUUAUCCCACAGAGUUCAUUUCAUACUUCCAUUACUGUCGAUCUUUGCGAUUUGAAGAUAAACCAGACUACAGCUAUUUGAAGAGACUUUUCCGAGAUCUAUUCAUCCGUGAAGGGUACCAGCUUGAUUAUAUAUUUGAUUGGACGAAGCAAGGUUCAGAAAGUAACAGAUUGCGAUCAAGUGGAAGGACAAGUGGGUUGGUGGGACCAUCUGCAGAACGGACUGAACGAGCUGCAGCAAGACAGGAUGUUCCUGACAGAUUCUCUGGUACAGUCGAUCCAUUUGCUAGAAGAACUGGCUCUGGUUCUGGCCAUUACGGAGAGCACACAAAGCACAGAAAUAUAUUGGAUUCAUUACUUGCACCCAAGACGGCUGUUGAUUUAGAUAAAAGAAGGCCCACAUCAUCAUCUCGUAAUGGGAGCACAUCAAGGAAGGCUCUCUUGUCAAGCAGCAGACCAAGUUCUGGAGAUCCCAUUGAUCCGAACCGCAGUAACCUAAUUCCAACCAGCAGUGGCAGCAGUCGCCCAUCAACUAUGCAGAGGCUUCACCAGUCAACAGGACUUGAGACCAGGUCCUCGCUUACCAAAACUGCAAGAAAUGUCCAUGAUGAUCCCACUUUGAGGACCUUUGAACGCCUUUCAAUCAGUGCUGACAGAAGGAAAUAAUGCUUCGAAGAGCAAAAGAUGUGAGUUGCUGCUCCAGUGAGGACACUGGGGAUUCCUUCACACGAUGAUUACUGAUCAACAAGUAAAAACCAUUCUGUGCUACAGAUGAUGCUGAGAUAUGCUUAAGAGUGAAGUUUGCUUACUGAAUCUUGGCGCAAAAGAAAUGGUUAAAGAAAUCAUUUUACACGCCAUUCAGAAGAACCCGGACCAGCAACUGUGCUGGUCCAAUUAAUGCUGAUGUUGAUCAAAUAUUUGUAGAAAUGUUAUUGAAAUAAAGCAGUUCAUUACUAGCAAAAUAUGUACUAUCACGUAGUAUUUCCUUUGUGCACUGCAACUAGAACUUCUGCCACUCUGCCACUAUACUCUUAAGAUAAUCAAUAUCCUUUUUUGCCUUAGUGCCCUUUAGAUACUCCGUCACAUUAUUUCCUUAAAAACUUGGAGAUCAUGUAAUCGUUAUUAAUAUAUCAUACGAUCAGAUAUCGUUAUUCAA
Messenger RNA from Oryza sativa Japonica Group (Japanese rice), 2394 nucleotides. Lineage: Eukaryota; Viridiplantae; Streptophyta; Magnoliopsida; Poales; Poaceae. The record is from RefSeq and is a predicted model, not a curated record.